This is a messenger RNA of Capsaspora owczarzaki ATCC 30864, 847 nucleotides long. RefSeq lists its product as hypothetical. Gene Ontology annotation, biological process: regulation of DNA-templated transcription. Bases 13 to 792 code for a protein of 259 amino acids. The record is from RefSeq and is a predicted model, not a curated record. Lineage: Eukaryota; Filasterea; Ministeriida; Capsasporidae. The transcript has 5 exons.
CUCUGCAUCGACAUGGCUCGGCCCGCAGUCACAGCGCAGUACCUGCAGCAGUUUCUAACCACGAUCGAGUCGCUGCCAUACGAUCUUCAGCGCAACUUUACCCUCAUCCGCGAGCUUGACGCGCGCACCCAUGAGGCGUUGAGGAUGGUCGAGCAGCUGUGCCCGGCGCUUGCAGACAAGUCGCUGCCGCAGGACGAAAUCAUCCAAAAGAUCCGCGGCAUCCAAGAGCACUUCCGCCGAUGCCUGGAGUUUGGCGACGACAAGAUCCAGAUUGCUGCUCAGAGCUACGAGCUGGUCGAUAAACACAUCCAACGACUGGACGCUGACGUGGAGCAUGUCCGCCAAGUUGCUGACAUUGACCACGACGACGGCAACGCACGCAAAAAAAGCCGUAUGUCCGUCGAAGAUGACCGCAGCUCAGGAUAUGGCAAAAAGCUUAAUCGAGCCGCGCAAGGCAGCAAAGCAAACGCCAAGGACCAAGCGCCGCCAUUGACAGUUGGAGCUCACGCCGCGGCACUGGCUGCCCGUGCUGGUGGUGCACGCCAACUCGGUAACAAUAAUCGUGGCACAGCUCGUUCGCCAGGCGUUGACGUGGACAUGCCAGUCGACCCGAACGAGCCCGUGUAUUGCGUGUGUCACCAAGUUUCUUACGGCGAAAUGAUUGGCUGCGACAAUCCCGAUUGUAUCACCGAGUGGUUCCAUUUCCAAUGCGUCAAUCUCACAGCCAAGCCCAAGGGCAAGUGGUACUGCCCACAGUGUACUGAGCUUAAAAAGAAGGGAUUAAUCAAAUAGUGUUAUGUUGUUUGUAGUUUUCGUUGUCGUUCGUUAAACAAAUGUUCAUCCACUG